Messenger RNA from Brachypodium distachyon (stiff brome), 2026 nucleotides. RefSeq names its product zinc finger protein VAR3, chloroplastic. NCBI's taxonomy places the organism in Eukaryota, Viridiplantae, Streptophyta, Magnoliopsida, Poales, Poaceae. The transcript has 6 exons. Gene Ontology annotation, molecular function: mRNA binding. The record is from RefSeq and is a predicted model, not a curated record. Gene Ontology annotation, cellular component: cytoplasm. The coding region runs from base 132 to 1862 and encodes 576 amino acids.
AGCCCAACGAGGUUGUUCCAUUCCCUAAACCCUUUAAACCCUAAUCUUCCUUCUAUCCAUUCCCCUCUCCGCUCUAGUCUCACCCAGCCACCCUCCAUGCUUACCUGAAUCCCCUACACCUCCCAUCCGCCAUGGCCUUCUCCUCCUCCAAGCUCCUAACCACCGCCAUGAGAUCCUCCUUCCUGCGCUUCUACCGUCUCGCCUCCUCCCCCGUCCUGCCGCCUACCCCACGCCGCGUCCCGGGGCCAUUCCUCCCGAAACGCUUCUGCUCCGCCGCCGCCGCCACUGCCCCCUCCCCCGCAGCGCUCGAUGUCGCCUACUCUGCCGUUGCCGCUGUCUCUGCAGGCCACCCGUGGCCGGAGUGGGGCGACUUCCUCGAGAAGCUGCGGGUCAAGGGGUACUUCGUGCGACCACCCCUCGCCUCCGGUGCGGAUGCCGCCGAGAGCGCUGCCGGUAGUGGGGAGGCGGCGGCAGCGGAGGAAGCCGUAGCCGCGGUUGACCCUUACCCCUUCAGGGAUCAGAAUAGGGUGAAGAAUGCCUGCCUCAAGUUCGCUCGCGAGCGCUUCGAUCUUCUCAGCUCUCUCCCCAAGCAGGAAAUUCAAGCUAUUGUUGAGUGUGGGUGUCCUAAUAUCUUCCGAAAGGCUGUCAGUUCUGCAAAAAGGCUGAGAGAAUUUGUGCAAGUUGACGAAGGAGAUGCAUGCAGCGUUUGCAAAUUACGUGGAUCUUGUGACAAAGCCUAUGUCAUCCCAAACGCUGAGGAAGCAGCUCGUACCGUCGAUGUUGUGCGCAUACUCCUAACUUAUGCAAUAGAUCCAACCAGCCUUUCAGGAGAAAAUUCUGUUGAUGGAGUUGUGCAAGAAUCUGCAAGAAAGCUUCUGUCAGAACUUACUAUGCUUUGUGACACAACAAUUGAUCCAUCUCUUCCUAAACCUGUAUUUCAAACUGCUAGCAAGCAGGAGUCAUCGGCCAAACUUGAUAGGGGCACACAACCUCUCACGAAAUCUAGGGUAUCAGCUGGAAAGGGUAGAGAAACAGCUGUAACUGAAAUGAAGAAGGGUGAUUGGCUGUGCCCAAAUUGCAACUUCUUAAAUUUUGCUCGGAAUCGGCAAUGUCUCGAGUGCAAAUUGGAUGGACCAAAGAAGAUUCAAGCAGCCACCGCUGAAAUGAAAAUGGGAGAUUGGAUUUGUCCAGGGUGUAACUUUAUGAACUUCUCCCGCAAUAAGAUGUGCUUUAAAUGUGAAGGGCAUCGGCCAAAGAGGCAACUUAACCCUGGAGAAUGGGAAUGCCCCUCAUGUGAUUUUGUGAAUUUCCGACGCAACCAAGAGUGCUUGAAGUGCAACCAUGACCGUCCUGAAGAUGAUACCCAGGAUAAUAAGCUCGGAUAUGAUGUAUGGAGAAACACUAAGGGAGCUGACAAGGCUAGUAGCUUCGAUUCCGUGCAUCAGGAAGAUGCCGAUGCCGAUGAAGAGGUGUUGCCAUACAAAGGGGAGCGCAAGCAUGUAGUGAGUAGAAAGGUGAUACCUACCCAGAGGGGAUUCACUGACAGGAGUAGGAAAGGCGCUGAUGACUAUGAGUUGCCAUACGAAGGGGGUCGCAAGCAUGUAUCUAGCAGGAGGGCACCACCAGUCCAGAGGGGAUUCACUGGCAGUAGGAAGGAUAACGAUUAUGAAGAUGAUGUCUUGCCAUACGAAGGGGGGCGCAAGCAUGAAUCGAGCAGAAGGGCGGCUCCAGCCAACAGGAGAUUCCCCAAGGAUGAUGACGAAGAGGAUGAGGUCUUGCCAUACGAAGGGGCUCGCAAGCAUGUAGCGAGCAAAAGGGCGACACCGUCCCAGAGGAGAUUCACUGCUGCUAGAGGCCAGUGAGACUUGAGAACAUGUAGUAGGGAUACAGCAUUGAUGUUUUUGCUUGUAGCAUAUGCUGUGUUGCGUAUGUAUUCAGUUUGCUGUGUUGAGUACAAUUUUUGGUGAGCAGUUUGAUUCACGAAAUAUCAGCGUUUUAGAAAUAUCGGGACAUUCUUGAUGGGUCA